AUGUCAGCGUGUUUUGAAGUCAAGGUUGGGACGCGUUGCGCCUUCCUCAAUGACGAUGACAUGAAGAUCACGACUUCCCAAUCUGUCGAAAACGAGAACCUUUACGCCAACAUGCAUACCCCUAUGUCUGGUCCGACAAUGGGUCCCAACCACAUGUAUUCUUCCUACGCAAAUUCUGCUUUCCAGCCAGAUCAUGGGAAUUCGGUCGACAGUCUCACAGACACUUUCGGUAACGUGAGUUUACGCAAUGGCUCUUAUUCUGGACAAGACAACUCGAGCAACGGCGGCCUACACCUUAAUGGGAAUGCCCCAUAUACCUCAAUGAACUCAAAAGCCGGCAGCACUUUCAUGUAUCAGCUUCCCGACGCUGUCUUUACGCACAGUGGUCCCAACCCAACACAGGCCAGCUACCGUCAUUUUCCUCAGCAUUUCAACUGGCCCAACGCCCAAGGUUCGCAGUUUGAGGCCGCUCCACUACACAAUUAUCUACCAAACAGCAUACCCACAUCAAAUGCUGCUAAUAACCACCAAUGGCUUUCGACUCACAACAUUCCACCGCCACCAGAGCUUCGUCGAACAUCUUGGUCGUCUCGCGAGGAAGCAAGCCCUCAGACCCCAACGAAUUUUGGUCCUGGUCCAGGCUACGGAUACCAGACUUGGCAGUCGCCCGUGUACAGCACUCCUUCGCCCAUGUCAGCCAACAACCCUCUUUCACAUCAGCACCUUUGGAAGCAAGAAGAUGGGGACUUCGUCUUCGUCGACUACUGGAAGAAGAUGAUGGAGAGUCCGUCCGUGCCGGAUCCCGUGCCAGCAAUCCAUAGCGGACCUGAUGGAGGUCGUGGAACGCUAGACAAGAUCUUGGACAAUAGAGAUGGUACGACAAACGUAUACGUUCGUGGUUUGCAGCCAAACACAUCGGACGAUAUGUUACAUGCCUACGGCGAGAGAUUCGGGGCUGUCGUCAGCUGCAAAUCGAUUAUUGACCCUACGACCGGCACAUGUAAAGGUUUCGGCUUUAUCAAGUAUCACAAUUAUAUUGAUGCCGAGAACUGCAUCCGCGGAUUUUGGCUCCGAGGCUAUGAGGCGAAGUUUGCCCGGAAAUCACACAAUUCUCGCCUCAAAGACCUAUCCCGUCCGGACAACACCAACCUCUAUGUAUCGAAUCUUCCCAAGUUAAUCAACGAAGAGGGCUUAAAAAAGAUGUUUCAAGCUGUUUUCCCCGAAGACCUCUAUCCUCAUCACCAAGCAGGAUCUUGCAAAAUCUUGAAGGAUUCCUUCGAAACGCCCACCAUCUGCGAUGAGAUCGUUCAGGCCUUCAACAAUAGGACUAUCGGAGAAGAUCACGACACUACAAUGCUUCAAAUUCGCUUCGCAGAUACGGAGGAGCAGAAACAACUCAAAGCAUUCACAGCUGUCAAGAGACAGUUCAAAGCAGACGAAUAUAAUGAGGCCGCAUAUGGCGUUCUCGGCAGUAGCUACUCUCCAAGCGCAGCGUCAUACCAGAGUCCUUUACAGAGUCGGGCUACUGGAGUGAAUGCGCCGUGGAUCAAUCACUCACCUGCACCGUCCGUGACUCUACCGCAAGCACGCAUCUUUCCCCUUUCACACAGUCACUCACCCUUGCUUAGUAGCCUCGGUAGUUAUCAACACUCAGCGCUCCGCUCGCGUCAGCCGUCGAACCUCACAAAUCGGCUCUCGGCCACAAAAACCUCCACCGGUGCAACGUCACUGGCUAUAGACGUGGACGCAAUCCAGGACGUGAACCAGAGCCCCAGUCUGACAGCUGCAGCCAAAAAAUUCAGUUUCGACAAGAUCGAGGAAGGCUCUGUCGACGAAGAUGCGGCCUCGUCUCCAAUGAAAGAGAAUGUGAUGCCAAGCAAGUCGUAUGCAUCCAACGGCGCCACAGCUUCACCCACCAAAUCCAGACUUUAA
Messenger RNA from Bacidia gigantensis, 1932 nucleotides. RefSeq lists its product as uncharacterized. The transcript is spliced from 6 exons. NCBI's taxonomy places the organism in Eukaryota, Fungi, Ascomycota, Lecanoromycetes, Lecanorales, Ramalinaceae. Gene Ontology annotation, cellular component: nucleus; cytosol; ribonucleoprotein complex. Bases 1 to 1932 code for a protein of 643 amino acids. Gene Ontology annotation, molecular function: poly(U) RNA binding; mRNA 3'-UTR binding; poly(A) binding. The record is from RefSeq and is a predicted model, not a curated record.